CGACAAAAACAACUAUAUUUUCAUUGAUUAAUACCCCAUCUUUCUUCUACCAAUCCUAUCUUUAUUCAUUCAUUCUCCAAGAUUUCAAUCUUUAACAUAUCAACAGAUUAAAGGGUGUUUGUUAUUAGUAAAAAAGAUUGAAUCUUGCACAUGGGUAGUGCAUCAUCUACACUAACUCAAUAUGAUAUUGAAGAUGUUCAAGAACACUGCAAUAAUCUUUUUUCCCAGCAAGAGAUAGUUUCUUUGUAUAAAAGAUUUUGUCAACUCGACCGCAAUGCCAAGGGAUUCAUUUCUGCUGAUGAGUUUCUUUCGGUACCCGAAUUUGCAAUGAAUCCUCUGUCUCAGAGAUUGCUUAAGAUGGUGGAUGGUUUGAACUUUAAGGACUUUGUGAUAUUCUUGUCAGCUUUUAAUCCUAAAGCAAGCAUGCCCCAGAAGAUUGAACUUAUCUUCAAAGUAUACGACUCAGAUUAUAACGGUAAGGUGACUUUCAAAGACAUAAUGGAGGUGUUGCGUGAUUUGAGCGGUUCAUUCAUGUCAGAUAAGCAAAUCGAGGAAGUUUUGAUCAGAGUCAUGGAGGAAGCUGGCUAUAGUAAAGAUUCUUCUCUGUUGUUGGAUGACUUUGUUAAGAUUCUUGACCAUCCUGGAUUGAAGAUGGAAGUUGAAGUCCCUGUUGACUAGACCGAAACUUCAACCACGAAACUGACAAUAUCGACCACUCGUUUACAACUGUUUUUGCUGCCACAAAUGCAGCCUUGGUUAUGAAUAAGGAGAAACUAUGUGCAUAUGUAAGAUUGGAAAUGUGUAAUUAAUGAACUAGUGAAUUUAUGUGUAGAUUGGUGAUAUGUAAUAAUGUUUUGUGGUAUCUCCUUGUAUUUACAUCUGUUUGAUCUUUUUAAUGUAUUAUAAGCAGAAAAUUUAUGUUAUUA
Messenger RNA from Helianthus annuus (common sunflower), 926 nucleotides. RefSeq names its product calcineurin subunit B. Bases 151 to 678 code for a protein of 175 amino acids. The record is from RefSeq and is a predicted model, not a curated record. Gene Ontology annotation, molecular function: calcium ion binding. The transcript is spliced from 6 exons. Lineage: Eukaryota; Viridiplantae; Streptophyta; Magnoliopsida; Asterales; Asteraceae.